Messenger RNA from Mytilus trossulus (common blue mussel), 1691 nucleotides. RefSeq lists its product as uncharacterized. The record is from RefSeq and is a predicted model, not a curated record. Lineage: Eukaryota; Metazoa; Mollusca; Bivalvia; Mytilida; Mytilidae. The coding region runs from base 102 to 1691 and encodes 529 amino acids. The transcript is spliced from 2 exons.
AGGGUCGAUAUCGCCACUGACUGACCAUAUCAGACACAUACGAUAUUAUCAGCUAAGCAGUCAUUAAUUUGGUACUGACUUUAUAACAGAUUCACCAGUGAAUGAUAAUCAUGUUUUCUUGUGUAAAUAUAUCUCUUCAUGGUAAAGCUAGUUACAGAAUUAAAAACAUAUAUUCCACUGCAAGUUAUUUUACUGCGCCGAGAUUAAAAAAGCGAAGGAUCAACUUGACAAAUAUUCGAGGAAACAUUUAUGUCUUCUCAAGAUGUGAUUUCAAAUCAUUUUCGAAGUACAAGUUUCCAUCUGAACGUCCGAUAAUAUUUACGAGAUUAACCGAAACUGUAAGCAAGUACAGAUAUACAGCCAGUGACAGAUUGAAAAUAUCUAUGCCAACUGCAAGUUAUUUAAAUAUUUCCAAGAUAGACGUUCGUGCGUUACAGAACAUUCCGGAACAUUUAAAAAGUUUGCAUACUUAUUUCAUAAAAAGUCCUGUCGAAUCCGAUAAAAAUGAAUGCAAUCGUAAGUUUCAUGAAAAUGAGGAAAGGAAGGAAUCAUCAAAAUCUUCCGAUGAUUUGUCUGCUACGCCAUCGACAGAGAAUAUUACAUGUAAGAAAUCUUCUAAGUCAUUUGAAGAUUCGUCUUAUGCGCCAUAUACAGAAUACUUUGCAGGAAAGACAUCUCCCGAAUCAUUUGGAGAUUCGUCUUCUGCACCAUAUGCAGAGGCCUUUACAGUAAAGACAUCUUCCAAAUCAUUUGAUGAUUUAUCUACUCUGCCGUAUACAGAUGACUUUACAGUAAAGACAUCAUCCAACUUAUUUGAAGAUUCGUCUCCUACGCCGGAUACAGAGGCCUUUGCAGGAAAGACAUCUUCCGAAUCAUUUGAAGAUCUGUCUUCUACGGCGUAUACAGAGGCCGUUGCCGGAAAGACAUCCUCCGAAUCAUUUGAUGAUUUAUCUUCUUUGCCAUAUACAGAGGAUUUUGCAGGAAAGACAUCGUCUAAAUCAUUUGUCAUGCUUGAUGAUUCGUCUUUUAUGCCAUUAACAGAGACCGUUGCCGGAAAGACAUCUUCCAAAUCGUUUGAUGAUAGUUCUGCCAUGAACUUUGCAGAAGCCUUAGCAGGUCGUAUUGCAUUUUCCGCCAUACUGGAGGGCUCUUCUUCGUUGAUUGCAACACUAAGUGAAGAGGGUAAAAAGAAAUCUGACAUCCGAAUGAUAUUGCUAAAAAUUCGUCAACAAACUGAAAAGGGACUAUCGAUUGGUAUGAAAGAUGGUAUGAUAUACGGAAUAUCAGCAGAAACAAUGCGUACUUUAUUCAAUAAAAUGUUGGAAGAUGAAUCUUAUGCAAAUCUGAUCGCAAAUACUACUGGUUCACUUACACUGGUUAUUGUGAAAUAUCUGGCCAUUUGUGAUGAAUUUGAAAAAGGAAAUGUAUCCAAAACAGAAAUGAACAGACGCAUUAUAAAGUUACUGACACUCUCUGGAAUAAAACUGUCUAUCAUAUCGACUGUUAACCCCAGCAUAGUUCCUAUGAUAGCAAUAUGUUUGAUAAUGAAGGUCGGUGAUCGUUUGUACGGCGAUGAGGUUAUGGAUAGUGUAUUUAAACAGUAUACUAUGUUUAUGAACAAUUGGGAUAGGAAAACAGUGGAUGAGUUUGUAGCAGACCUCCGUAAAAAAGAUGUGAAAUAUUUAAAUUGA